Messenger RNA from Brassica oleracea var. oleracea, 810 nucleotides. RefSeq lists its product as uncharacterized. NCBI's taxonomy places the organism in Eukaryota, Viridiplantae, Streptophyta, Magnoliopsida, Brassicales, Brassicaceae. The transcript has a single exon. Bases 1 to 810 code for a protein of 269 amino acids. Gene Ontology annotation, molecular function: nucleic acid binding; zinc ion binding. The record is from RefSeq and is a predicted model, not a curated record.
AUGGAGAAGAAUUUUGAAGCCAUGGAGUGCCCGGAGAAAUACAAGAAGAAGAUCGCUGUGUACUAUUUGGAAGGAGACGCAACAGGAUGGUGGGACAGGAUAGACAGGCAGCGUGGACAUACUAUUACAUCGUGUCCAUCUUUCAAGAGGGAGUUUGAGAGGAAAUACUUUCCUCCAGAAGCGAAGCAUCGGUUGGAGCGCCAGUUCAUGAACCUUGUUCAAGGAGAUAUACCCGUUAGGAGUUAUGAGUCGGAGUUUACAAGGUUGAGGCGAAACAUUUUUGAUGGGCGCGAAGAUGAAGCAACUAUGAUCCGUAACUUUAUGUACGGAUUGAAGCCGAAGCUUGGAAGUCGUUUAGCUGGAAGCAACUUUAGCAGUUUAUCGGAUCUGGUGGAAAAAGCUGUUAAUGUUGAAACUGUAUUGGAGGCUGAAAGGAAGACCAUACCGCAUUCUGGUGGACACACCAAGUUUAGCCAAGGAGAAAGACCGAGUUUAAGCAAGGGUCCAAAGUCUAACAAAGGCAAAGGGCGAAGAUUCGGAGGCCAAACCAAUUAUCGCAGUAACACUAGAGUGUGUUACAUAUGUGAUCAACCGGGACACAUUUCGAAGUUUUGUCCCAGCAGACAACGGAGUAACCAGCAAGGUUAUUCAUCGCUGAGGAUGGAAGAUGUCACUUGUUUCUUAUGUGGAAGGAAGGGCCAUUAUGCAUCGUCAUGUCCAAACAAGCCAAUCCUUGCGACCCCUCUCGCGAUCCGAGCUCUUCCUAGCCGUCCAGCAAUUGAGCCGGCACCAAAGAAGCAAAACCUAUGA